AUGAUCAUCAACGUCUCCUUCAAAAACCAACUCCACGCGAUUCGCCUUCCAAAACGCGAAAAAGAGAAUGAAUCUACUGUAACUGUUCUCGAUUUGAGCGAAGCCGUGCUCGAGCAGUUGUUCAAACAAGAACUGCUCUUGGAUAGAAAGACGAUGAAAUUCGUCGGCCUUCACCCGAAAGGGAUGCCUUUGCAACCGUUCGUGAACCCGGAAACGGACGGGAACAUCAUUCUGGAUGAUACGUUUCCGUCGAUAAAAAAGGGGAAAAAAGUUUUACUCCUGGCAUCAGAAGUCGCAGAUGUGGAGAAGAUGAAACGAGACGAAAAAGUGGACGUGCGCGUGCGAGGAUUCGAGGACGAGAUGAAACGAGAGAAAAGGAGAGACGUGAGAUAUUUGAGCAGGACGAACAAAGACGCCUACGCGCGAGCGCACGAUACGUCUUCGAAUACGUAUACGUUUCAAAGCUUGAGAGUUUUAGCGGUACCCGAGGGUAUGGUUGAACCGUCGCGGGAGAAAACGAUGCACCUUUUGGAGCGACUGAAACGAGAUCCCGGGGUUGUUCGCGUGAUGGAGACGAAACGAUUCCAAGUCGGUCUGCUUUGCGAGAUGCCCCCCGAAGGUUUGGUUGGCAUUUCGGAGACGUGCGUGUUAGGGUUCAAUAGGAAUAAUGGGAUGGAAAUUCAUUUGAGGUUACGAACGGAUGAUUGGAGUGGGCUGAGACGAUACGAAUCGAUCAGGAGAGUGUUGAUGCACGAGUUGGCGCAUAACGUCAUUUCCGAGCACAACGCGGAAUUCAAGGCACUGAACAGCGAGUUGGUGCAAUUAUGCGAGAGAGAUUGGAAUCGAGGACGGCGAGUCGGAGGGAGUGGAAAGACGCACGGAAACGAAGACGACGGGUACGACUCUUUGAGUGAAGACGAGUGCAUGAAAGAAACGAGAAAAUUGAGCGGGAUGAAGUUAGGAGGUGUUGGAGCGAAUGUUGGAAACGAUCCUCGAGAAAUGGCCGCGAGGAAAGCGUUAGAACGAUUCGAGCAGCAACAACAGCGGCAUCUAAAUAUUAAUAGCGACGAUAGAGAAAUGUCUAAGAUGUGUUCAUGCGGCGCGUGUGACGACGACGGCGAAGUCAAGUGUCAACCGUGUUAG
This is a messenger RNA of Bathycoccus prasinos, 1143 nucleotides long. RefSeq names its product ubiquitin/metalloprotease fusion protein. The transcript has a single exon. Bases 1 to 1143 code for a protein of 380 amino acids. The record is from RefSeq and is a predicted model, not a curated record. Lineage: Eukaryota; Viridiplantae; Chlorophyta; Mamiellophyceae; Mamiellales; Bathycoccaceae.